Messenger RNA from Helobdella robusta, 714 nucleotides. RefSeq lists its product as hypothetical. Bases 1 to 714 code for a protein of 237 amino acids. Gene Ontology annotation, biological process: regulation of transcription by RNA polymerase II. The record is from RefSeq and is a predicted model, not a curated record. Gene Ontology annotation, molecular function: RNA polymerase II cis-regulatory region sequence-specific DNA binding; DNA-binding transcription factor activity. NCBI's taxonomy places the organism in Eukaryota, Metazoa, Annelida, Clitellata, Rhynchobdellida, Glossiphoniidae. The transcript is spliced from 2 exons.
AUGAGGAAUCACUCCGGGGAAAAACCAUUCCGCUGCGGGCACUGUGGCAAGCAGUUCACACGCAACAGCAGCCUCACCCACCACAUGAAGGUGCACAGCGACGGCAAGCUCUUUACGUGCACGCACUGCGGUAAGCAGUUUGCACGCCACAUCAGUCUGAACGCCCACAUGAGGGUGCACGCCUCGCACCGACCCUUCCACUGCCUCUUCUGCCCCAAGCAGUUCACGAGAAACAGCAGUCUGAACCACCACCUCCGCAGCCACAGUGGCGACAAGCCGUACGAAUGUCCCGAGUGCAACAAGCAGUUCACACAGAACAGCAGCCUCAAGGACCACUUGCGGCUGCACACGGGCGAGCGACCGUUCAACUGCAACCACUGCAGCAAGCAGUUCAGCAGGAACAGCAGCUUGGUGCAUCACUUGAAAGUGCACAGCGGCGACAAACCGUACACGUGUCAGCACUGCAACAAGAAGUUUGCCAAGAACAUCGGCUUGAACGCUCACAUGCGAAUCCACACGGCGGCCAGGCCGUUCAGCUGUCCGCACUGCAGCAAGCAGUUCACGCAGAACAGUAACUUGAACGUGCACAUGAGGAUUCACAAUUUGGCCAACCAGAACUCCAUAGCCACCAAUCCAAACGCUAACGCGGCUUCCAUCGUGACUGCUGCGGCCGUUGCAUUAGCGUCAUCAUCAGGGGAAAAACAUUAUAAAUAA